ACAAGAGCACGGAGGGCACAAAUCUUCUGACCACCUCGCAACUUUUUUUGGGCCACAAAAACUCGCUCCGGCCCGAAAAAUUAUAAUGAAAUAAACUCCCUGGUUUGCUCAGAAGACGUAAGAGUUGACGUUAAAGUGACUUUUUAAAGCUGGAGCCGCUUCCUUGUUCGACAACGGGGUGAAAUAUCUCAACAUCCUCACAAAGAAACUUUUGCUUGCUAGGCAGCUAACUCGAACUCAAGCCAGCAAAAAAAAGUAUGAUCACCGCCGAAGACUUGAUCAGAGGCCAUAAAUAACAACUCGUCUGUAGAGAUAAGUGUUGCUGGUAGUUGUAUAAACGUGGGAAUGGUCUAUGUAUGACUCAAGACUGAGUUUUGUAACGGUUUUUGAGUAGUCAUCAUCACCAGGAGGAGGAAGAGUUGCAGCUGGUAGCCAGCACACCACCAGUGUUUCCACCAGAGCGCCCCCAGAUCUCCAUCAGGCAGGACAUACAUUGCUCAUUUCAGCUAGUUUAGAGCCAAGCUGUCUCAGAUUUGUCACUGGAAAGAUGUCAGGCCGAAGUGGAGCUGGACAGACCCGGGGAGCUGCCGUGGGUCCGCAGCCCCUCAAGGCGACCAUUCCCUACCAGCUGGCCAGCAAACCUCGACCCAGUCGGAGAGAUGGAAAGUCAGCUGGAAAGGCCAAACCACAGCAGCUGAGCCCCGGCAUGAGGCGGACGAUGUCUCUUGAUGCCAUCAUUGGGCCGUACCUGCAGGGACACUGGCCCAAAGAACCGGAGGGCCAGGGCAGCCUGUCUCGCAAGGACAAAUCCACUCAGACCCCAGACUCAUGGACAGACAAAACCCAGAGCAGGAGAGGUAGCAGCAGCAGCAGCAGCAGCAGCAGCAGUCACAAACGGUCGGCAUCAUGGGGCAGUGCUGAGCAUCUCCGGGAGAUUGCUAAACUAAAACAACAGCUGCAGCAGCGCAGCAAACCUGCAGUCUCAGGGGGACAUGACAAAGACCGUCAGUGUGGGUAUCCUCAGGGGAACUGUAGCCUGGGAACUACUCAGACUCAGCCAAUUCCCAUCCCUCACGCUCCCCUGUCUACACUGGUCCCUCGGCUGCGCUGCAGUGUGGAGGGCCUCAACCAAGAGCUGGAAGGCAUGUUCAUCUGCCAGCCAACAUAUCAGCAGCACAGGCUCCUUGAGGUUCCAGACGGCCACCGGGCUCCAGUCCCUCCACUGAGCUGCAGCAGUGGAUCUCAGAGUGACCCUGCUACCACCACACCUCUCUCCUCAUCUCCGACUUCCUCCUCCUCACCAUGCUCCUCUCCCUUCUACGUCUCCACCUCCCUACCCAAUUGUGAAGACACACUUCUGGACUUGCACCCAGGGUUGAUAGACAGCGCAGAGAUGUGCCUCCUGUCUCCACUCUCCUCCCAGAAUGAGGCUGACCCCUCUCUGCCUCUGCCAAUUUCUUCUUCACCAGGACCCAACAAAAGCUGCUGCUUCCAGAGAGAGCCUCCAGAGGGUUGCGAAAAGAUCCGCGUCUGGGAAGAAACCAGCGCUCCACGUGAGCAGAAACCAGCCCUCAUCUCCUCCUGCCCUGACCCCAACAAAGUCAACUUUACCACCCACGGGGGCUCUGCCUUCUGCCCCGUCAGCCUCCUCAAGCCGCUGCUCCCUUCCAUGGACCUGUUGUUCCGAAGCCUCUCGGUCUCUCCGUCAGGCAGUUGCUCAAACCAGGGAACAAGCUCCUGCCAGGCAACCUCCUCUAGCAACCGGGCCGCUCCUCCAGAUGCUCCUUCUUCCGCUGCUGUCAUGGGAGAAAGCUCCGGAGAGGGCCUCGCUUUCUGAUCGUGGUGGAAGACUUCUUCUGUGGAAAUGACGAAGCGUAAUGCAAAUAUUCCAGAUUUGUUCAUGUUGCUUUGUUUUAGGAAAGAUGAUUCCUUUUCUAAACAGGUAGAUGUUAUAAAAUAAUAUUGAAAAAAAUAAUAUACGCAAUCCAAAGGAUGUGCUUUAUAAGCUACUUGUUUUAGGUUUCCGUGCAUUUCUAAAUUAAGACCUUUUCUACGUGUUGUCACUUCAUUAUCCAAAGAUGUAUUUUUUGGCCAAACACAAGCGUGUGAGAGAUGAGACGGUCUUAUUGCUGAACUUCUCUCUAACUCUACUCUUAACUCACUCGCUGCACAGAUUUUUUCUUCUAUUCCCCAAAGAAUCAAACACACAUACUUGUUGAUACUGAUUGUUUUAGACUCUGACUGCAGUGUGUCAUCUCUGUCCAAAAUGUUACAAAUCCUGAACUGAAGCAAAAACCUUCUUGGACAAAUUUGUUUUUAAGUAUUCAAAAGAUAUUUUUCUGCAUUUCACGUCAAUUUAUUAUUAUUUUUUUACCUAACACCGUCUGCGGUGUACAAAGCACGACAAAUCAGUUGGGUUUUAUUUACCUGAUGAAAACAUUUCACAAUGAAAUCACAUUUUGAUUAUUGUAGACUGAAGGGAAUUUUUCCAGCUGUUGGACUUUGGUAGCAUCAGUACCUUUUUUACAAAAAAAAAAAAAAGACUUCAGCUUCUGCAUUCCUGCUUUAAAAGUUGUACAGUGCAUUAUUUUUGUUUGUCAUAUUGUUUACUUGCAAAAAAAAGUAACUUGUGCACGUUUUGAUGGAUAAAACUUGUGUAUUCUUGAUGCUUUAGACGUGUGCUCGAUGGUAUGUUUAUAGUUUUGAGGAUUCACAGCCUAGUAGAGACUACCUAACUAGUUUUAGUGGUGUAGAACUGUCAUCCUUGAUGUUUAGCGUUCCUACAAAGAUGUUCUUGGUUUUUUGUUUUUGUUUGUUUUUUCCUCUGUUAAGCUGACAAGUUGAUAGUUCAUAUUUCUGGUAGACAUGUUUGCACAAAUUGAACUGCUACUUUGGAGUUGCAAUUCUUAUUUUUAUAUUCACUUUUGUACUUGGUCAAUUGUACUUGUUAAAGAGUAGUAAUGUGUAUUUUCUACGUCGUUUUCAGUUACCUGCAACAUAAGCUAAAAAAAAAAAAAAGAAACCCUGUUACUUUUAGUUUUGUUCUGUCAGUAUAAUCGAGGCAGGUGUUAAAUGAGAUAUUGUAUCGGGUGGAUUUUUAUGCACUUCCAGGAGAGGGUUUUUAUAUGGAGGAGGAGACGUUUCUUCCAUACGUUAGUCCUGGGUUUAUUGUGUCUGACAGGAAAGGUUUUUUGUGUGUGCACGUGGAUGGAGAGUUCACUAGUCGUUUGAUCGUUUGAUUAACUUCUCCUAGUUUUAGUAUCCUGGUGAAAUGCUGAUGGUUUGAAACAUUGUCUUUUUUCCAAAUAAGCCUAAAUGUCAAUGUUUUAUGCAUCAGUGUGAUUUCUGGGGACAUACUGUUAUCUCAGGUUCUGUGUUCUGU
Scomber scombrus (Atlantic mackerel) is the source of this 3382-nucleotide messenger RNA. RefSeq names its product protein FAM117A-like. The transcript is spliced from 8 exons. Bases 548 to 1837 code for a protein of 429 amino acids. The record is from RefSeq and is a predicted model, not a curated record. NCBI's taxonomy places the organism in Eukaryota, Metazoa, Chordata, Actinopteri, Scombriformes, Scombridae.